AUGGCAUCUCUUGAUGAUCCUGGGGAAGUAAGGGAGGGCUUUCUUUGCCCUCUGUGCCUAAAGGAUCUACAAUCUUUCUAUCAGCUUCAGUCACAUUAUGAGGAGGAACAUUCCAGUGAGGACAGAGAUGUCAAAGGGCAGAUAAAAAGUCUGGUCCAGAAGGCUAAGAAAGCAAAGAAUAAGUUGUUGAAACGAGAUGAUGAUCGGUCAGAGUCUGGGACACAAGGAUAUGAGUCUUUCAGCUAUGGAGGGGUAGAUCCGUACAUGUGGGAACCACAGGAACUUGGUGCUGUGAGAAGUCAUCUUUCUGACUUCAAAAAACACCGAGCUGCCAGGAUUGACCACUAUGUUGUAGAAGUCAAUAAAUUAAUAAUCAGGUUAGAAAAGCUUACAGCAUUUGACAGAACAAAUACUGAGUCUGCUAAAGUAAGAGCGAUAGAAAAGUCGGUUGUGCCAUGGGUCAAUGAUCAGGAUGUUCCUUUCUGCCCUGACUGUGGGAAUAAAUUCAGCAUCCGUAACCGUCGUCACCAUUGCCGCCUUUGUGGAUCAAUCAUGUGCAAGAAGUGUAUGGAGCUGAUCAGCCUUCCCUUGGCAAGCAAGCUCACCAGUGCCAGCAAAGAGGCCUCCUUGACCUCCCAUACCAGUCCCAACCAGUCACCUAAUAGCAUCCAUGGUUCUCGAAGGGGCAGCAUCAGUAGCGUGAGCAGUGUUAGCUCCGUAUUGGAUGAGAAGGACGAUGAGCGGAUCCGCUGCUGUGGACAUUGUAAAGAUGCCUUGCUUAAGAGAGAGCAGCAGAUUGAUGAGAAAGAACAUACUCCUGACAUUGUGAAGCUUUAUGAGAAACUGCGAAUUUGUAUGGAGAAAGUUGACCAGAAGGCCCCUGAGUACAUAAGAAUGGCGGCAUCACUAAAUGCUGGAGAGACAACCUACAGUCUGGAACAUGCUAAUGACCUCCGAGUAGAAGUGCAGAAAAUGUAUGAGUUAAUAGAUGCUUUAAGUAAGAAGAUUUUAACACUUGGUUUGAAUCAGGACCCUCAGCCACAUCCCAGAGCUUUGCAGCUCCAGAGAAUGAUAAGAUAUUCAGCUACGCUUUUUGUUCAGGAAAAGUUACUUGGUUUGAUGUCACUGCCAACCAAAGAACAGUAUGAAGACUUGAAAAAGAAAAGGAAAAAAGAAAUUGAAAGAAAACUUAUCAUGGAAAGACAGGCUGCCCUAGAGUUACAGCGUCGAUCAGAAGAGAGGCAGAAAGAAUUGGUUUCUCGAUGUGCAGUGAAUGGAGAAGAGACUUUGGUCCAGAAGGGAACUGUGAGGAAAGCUGAGGGCUGGCUUCCCAUGUCCAGCGGGUCAGGCCAGAGUGAGGAGGCAGACCCCCUCCUGCAGCAGAUCCACAAUAUCACCUCCUUCAUCAAGCAGGCCCAGGCCGCUAGUCGGGCAGAUGAAGUCCGCACGCUGCAGGAGAACCUGCGCCAGCUCCAGGACGAGUAUGACCAGCAGCAGACAGAGAAGGCCAUUGAGCUGUCCAGAAGACAGGCAGAAGAGGAAGACCUGCAGAGGGAGCAGCUGCAGGUUCUUCGGGAGAAAGAGUGGCAGAGGGAGCAGGCCCAGGCCACUUCUCAGCACACACGGACUCACUCCCUAGACUUCAAAGACAAGCUCUUCCAGUGGGAGUCUGGGAUGGACUCUCCGAGCCAGACGGCACAUAUUUUGGACCCAGGUUCCUCGUUGGCCCGACAUAAUGCUGUUCUUAAGAGUCCUUCUCCCAGCUCAGGCCAGGAGCCAAAUAAGGAGAAACCUGUGUUUUCCACAGUAGCUCAGGAGAUCCUACAACAGAAUGAGGCAGUUUCCCUGAACCCCUUUGAAGAGGAAGAGGUCUCUAGUCCUGGAGAUGAAGGCCUCACUAAUCCAUUUGCUGAAGAUGUUUCUCAUGGAGGUUGCUCACUUCCCUCAGCUGUUGCCAGUGUUAAAAAAGAAUACAAUCCCUUUGAAGAUGAGGAGGAUGAACCUGCCGGUGAUGCCAAUGGGCCUCUUCUGAACCCCUUUGAAGAGGAUGAACAGCUUCCUUAUCCAAAGCAUUCCAGCCCUCCCCUUCCUGGCAACCCUUUUGAGGAGCCAGCCUCCACCAAUCCCUUUGACAUGGAAGACAGCGAUCCUGAUGGGGAAGAGCUCAUAGAAGAAGAGCUGCUUCUCCAGCAGAUCGACAAUAUCAAGGCGUACAUUUUUGAUGCUAAGCAGUGUGGCCGCUUGGAUGAGGUGGAAGUACUGACUGAGAACUUGAAAGAGCUGAAGCGCACGCUAGUCAAACAGAAAGAGAAAGCUAACUGAUGGGAGUGAGCAUGGGGACCCCACCUGCAGUGGGGUGCCCACCGGCAGGAGCACGGUGGGAGGGGUGGAUGGUGGGGCUUCCAGCGGGGAUGAAUUAAGGUGUUCAGAGUUAGGAGAGGAAAUCUGCAAUUUGAUGCUAUGCACUUUUACUGAGGUAUUUCCACUAACUUAAUUAAAAGGGGCACAUGAACGGGGGAAUAAGUACUCAGUUACUGUUUUCCUGUUCUUGUCUUUUUCCUUUUAAGAAGGGAUUUUAAAUAGUCACCACAGAAUUAACUAAAUGCUAUGUAGGUCUGUGGGGGCUAGAGUAGAACUAGUUAAGGUUAUGGGACAGUUCUGUCAUUUCUCUUUUCAUCAUUAUGCAGUAUUACAGGGCAGCCUUAAAAAUGGACCUUCCACUAAAUCAAGAACAAACCUUGGUGUGCCUAGGCGCAGGCCUCUGAUCUCAGUGGGGAUCUUCUAUUGUGUGGCUUACCAGAACCCAGCUGUUUAAGAACAGGCCAGAUUCCUUAGCACUACAGCCUGUGUCCAACUUUGUACUUGUUUAACUCUGUAUAGAAACAUGAUACUAGAGACAGAAAUUAGACCGUUCAGCAGUUCUCUUUAGAAUAUUUGAUGGAAGUAUUUGGGGGGGGGGGGGUUAGGAAUGAAGAGUGAGCAAUGGAAUGUUGAAAUUCCUACUUAGGCCUUGCCCCUCCUCCCUAUUUCUGAACCCAGUACAGCUGGCUUAUCCCAUGUUAGCAAGUUGAUUUGGCCUCCAACAAUACUUGGCUGCUGGUGUUUAAAGGCAGGAGAGGUAAACUCUGGUUCACAAGCACCAUUUGGGGACCCCCCCCCACCUUUCUUUAUAGGUAGAGGCUGAUAAAAUGAUGAGGUCUAUUUUUGGGAAUCCUUGCCAUGGAACUUUGGAAAAACCACUCUUCAGACUUAGGCCUCUUCUAGCCUUCUUGGGAAAGGAAUAUUUUCUUGAAGUGGAGGAAAAGUUCAGAUGUCUUUUGGGAAAGAUUGGUCAGCUCCAUGCAUUCCUCCUUCAGCUUAGCGAGGCAGAUGAAAUGUCAAACUGCUUUUACUCUGACAGGAGUUGGAUAUUUUAAAGCACAAUAUAAGAUUGUUCCAACAUAGCUGCAUUAUUUGACUUUUGCCACAGGCCUCAUUUCAAGGCUAGAAAGUAGAAUAUUUAAUUUACUUCUUGGUGGUGGGCCCAGUUCUUGAGAACAGAACCUAAAGAACUCAACAGAACUUUGUCAAGAACCCGAGCGAUCACCACAUUCAGAUUUAAGCAGAACUUGUUGCUGAUCAUGCACCCCUUGUUGCCACUCUGCAGUCUGAACCAGUUUCCAAUCUUUUUGGUUCUUUGCUAAAGAUGACAAAAGUCACUUAUCUGUUUUAAGUGGUGCUCUUCACCGUUUCUAUCAUGGAAUCUCUCUGAGGAAUAAAAUAGCAUUUAUUGAAGCUGUUCAGACUGCUGUGCAGUUCAGCACAUUUUGGCCCUACUGGCCAAUGAAAAGGGUUGGACUUGGGAGGGAAAGGCACUUUUUGCAUUGUGAUUCUGAUUUAUUAAUGAAGAAAAGAUGUCUGGGUGCGUAUGUACGUGUGUAUGUAUGUAUGUAUGGGGGGGGUAGAUGGGAAGGGUGAACAACACAAAUAUAAUUAAGUGGUUUAGGGAACAAAGCGACAGCUGAGUAACUGUUACUGUGUUAAUUGGGUUUCAAUUGUAUAUUAAUUGCAUUGUGGGCAGAACCAAAGUCCAGGAAACAUUCUCAAAGGGCCUUUCUGAUUGUCAGUGUUUUGAGUGCUUAUGUUUAGGGUGUUGCAUUGCCAGGACUCUUCAAGUGAAGUGUAACCCCAUCCCACAAUAUCAUUUCCUUGUGACAAAGCUGGAGAGUUUCUUCACAGAAACUUCAAGAACUAAAUACCUCUUUCCUUUACAGUUACAGAUGCUGUUUUUCCUGAGAGGGCUGCUUUAGUUGGCUAAUUUAUAUUAAAAGUAAUUGACUAAAUUUACCCUUUAAAUUGGCCACUAGCAGCCGUCUCUAAACUUCUAAGAGCACCAGGAGACAUUUAUAGGGAAUGUUUUAGACUGUGAAUUUAUUGAACGUUAAUAAAUAAUAUAGUUGAGGAACUACAUUAUCCCAAAGCCGAGUUCUUCUGGAACCAUAUCCAUACGAUAGGAAUAGAGGGGUGUUCUGUGUGAUGGAUCGCUCUCCCUCUCCAUUGCUCCCCUUAAAAACCACCCCCAUGUCAGCACAAGGCCGAAGGGUGAGAAGGCCAGGGAUUGGAAGCUAGCUUGGAGCCCUUGCCCCGUGUGUGGAUGUUCCACCCCUUCGUAAGCCGUCUGAGCCAGGGCAUUUGAGUUGUGUGGAGCCAGAGGGGUUUGCUCAUUUGUUUUUAGCUUCUCUUCUUAAGACUGGAGAAUGUGUUCAACACGUUCUGGUUUCAUCCAUCUGACACAGUUGGGAUUUCUCUGCAUUAUGCCUUGUUGUCCUGUCUAAUACACUAAUCAACCAUACUUACUGUACAUGUAGCUCAGUAUAUUUUUGCUAAGACACUAACGUGUACCUUGUAGGUCUGCAUCAUUGUGGUCCGUGUGGUUAGGCUAGUUAUCUUGGCAUUAAGGUAAACUGAUCUCAAAAGCUGGAAGUUCAUUUGUUUGUUCUUGGGCCAUACUGGGAUACAGACUGAUAGCUGAAUAAGCCACCUCAUCCAAAAAAUAACCUAGAGAUUUGUACAUUUGCAUGCACUACGCUACAUCCUUGUACUGAAACUUUAAAAAAAAUAAAGUAACAAAUUUUA
Gracilinanus agilis (Agile Gracile Mouse Opossum) is the source of this 5115-nucleotide messenger RNA. RefSeq names its product rabenosyn, RAB effector (gene RBSN). The record is from RefSeq and is a predicted model, not a curated record. The transcript is spliced from 11 exons. Bases 1 to 2322 code for a protein of 773 amino acids. Gene Ontology annotation, molecular function: metal ion binding. NCBI's taxonomy places the organism in Eukaryota, Metazoa, Chordata, Mammalia, Didelphimorphia, Didelphidae.